AGCUCGCUGAAGGCAAAGAAAAGACCUGCGUCACAGCGAAUUGCGCACAACUCUGGCAGAGCCGUUGAUAAGGACUCGGCUGGACUUGCCCUGACAAGAUAAAUACGACCUUUAGAAUGUGUUUCCUGUGGCCUAACAAACUCAAGCACAAACCAGCGAAACAGAGACCGACUUCGAUGUGUGUCCAUGGAGAUUAUCAAUUUUCUGUUUAAAGGGGGCUCUUCACCUCAACAGUAAGGAUGGACGAGUCUGACUCUAAGAGGAUACCACCCUCUCCUGCCCCCACCUGUGUGUCUAUGAAGAGUGAUACGUCCAAGGAUCAGAUUAUCUUUUUUGAAGGUGGAGGCAGCUCUUCACCUCAACAGAUGGAGGAGUCUGUCUCUAAGAGAAAACCACCCUCUCCUGCACUCUCCUGUGAGUCUAUGAAGAGUGAUAUGUCCAAGGAUCAGAUUAUCUUUUUUGAAGGAGAAGGCAGGUCUACACCUCAACAGAUGGAGGAGUCUGUCUCUAAGAGAAAAGCACCCUCUCCUGCACCCACCUGUGAGUCUAUGAAGAGUGAUAUGUCCAAGGAUCAGAUUAUCUUUUUUGAAGGAGAAGGCAGGUCUACACUUCAACAGAUGGAGGAGUCUGUCUCUAAGAGAAAACCACCCUCUCCUGCACUCUCCUGUGAGUCUAUGAAGAGUGAUAUGUCCAAGGAUCAGAUUAUCUUUUUUGAAGGAGAAGGCAGGUCUACACCUCAACAGAUGGAGGAGUCUGUCUCUGAGAGAAAACCACCCUCUCCUGCACCCACUGGAGUGUCUAUGAAGAGUGAUAUGUCCAAGGAUCAGAUUAUCUUUUUUGAAGGAGGAGGCAGGUCUUCACCUCAACCUUCUGGUUUGCAAAAGAGAUCCUACUCGGCUGUAGUGAAGAAGCAGCAAGCAGUACAUAGCCAGCCUGAUGGCCUCCAGAGUCCUGAUUUUAAAAAGAGAUCCUACUCGGCUGUAGUGAAGAAGCAGCAAGGAGGACAUAGCCAGCCUGAUGGCCUCCAGAGUCCUGAUUUUCAAAAGAGAUCCUACUCGGCUGUAGUGAAGAAGCAGCAAGGAGGAACUGAGCUGAGCAGCCUUGUAGUUACAGCUGAGCGGUGGACGCUGGAGGAAAUGCAACAGAUACACAAAGCUCAACUACAGAGGAAGUUUCAGUGUUUGGUUGAGGGAAGCCUAGACCAGGGGAACUGCACUUCAUUCAAUGAGGUCUACACAGAUCUUUACAUUAUCGAAGGGGGAAGAGUUGUGCUGAAUGAGGAACAUGAGGUCAGACAGAUAGAGAGAGCAUCCUGGAGGAAAGUAGACAAACCAAUAAAAUUCAAUGACAUCUUUAAACUUGGAUCUGGACAAGAUACACCCAUAAGAUCAGUGCUCACUAAUGGGGUGGCUGGCAUAGGCAAAACAGUAUCUGUGCAGAAGUUGAUUUUGGACUGGGCUGAAGGAAAGAACAAUCAGCAUGUCAACUUCAUAUUUCCUCUUCCUUUCCGAGAAUUGAACCUGAUGAAAGAGAGGAAAUUCAGUCUGGUGGGUCUUAUCCAGCACUUUUUCCCCAAGAUAAAAGCAGAAGAAAUUUUCACCAAUUCAGAGCACAGACUGAUGUUCAUCUGUGAUGGUCUGGAUGAGUGCAGACUUCCUCUACAGUUCAACCAAAGCUCAACAUGCUGUGAUGUGACAGAACAGGUCUCAGUCGAUGUGUUGCUGACAAACCUCAUCCAGGGGAAUCUGCUUCCCUCUGCUCUCCUUUGGAUCACCACCCGACCAGCAGCAGCCAGUCAGAUCCCUCAGAAGUAUGUCAGCCAGGUAACAGAAAUAAGGGGAUUCAACAAUCCACAGAAAGAGGAGUACUUUGGGAAGAGAAUCAGUGAUGAGAAUCUGGCCAGCAGAAUCAUCAGACACCUGAAGUCAUCCAGGAGCCUCUACAUAAUGUGCCACAUUCCAGUUUUCAGCUGUAUUGCAGCCACUGUUGUAGAGAGAACAUCAGAGGAAUCAGAAAAAGCAGAUAGGCCUAUGCCAAGGACUCUGACGCAAAUGUACAUUCAAUUCCUGAUCAUUCAGACAAGCAUGAAAAAGUACAAAUACUCACACAGAGAAGACACUGAAGAGGAAAUCAUUGUCAAACUGGGGAAGCUGGCAUUUCAGCAGUUGGGGAAGGGCAACCUGAUCUUCUAUGAAGAGGACCUGCAAGAGGCUGGUAUUGAUGUGACAGAAGCAUCAGUUUACUCAGGAUUGUGCACUCAGAUCUUCAGAGAGGAGAGGGAUGUUUAUCAGGGGAGGGUGUUCAGCUUUGUGCAUCUAACCAUCCAGGAGUUCCUGGCAGCAUUAUAUGUCUUCCUCUGUUUCAGCAACAGAGAGGGAAACCAACAGGAAAAGUUUCAGCUUUCUACUCUGUUAAGUGCUUCAACACUUCAUGACCUGCACAAGACCGCCGUGGAUCUGGCCCUACAGAGUAAGAAUGGACACCUGGACCUUUUCCUUCGCUUCCUUCUGGGUCUCUCUUUGGAAUCCAACCAGAACCUGCUAAAACACCUACUGCCACAGACCAGUCACCAAUCACAGAGCUCAGAUGGAGCACAUUGA
Molecule: messenger RNA, 2600 nt
Organism: Engraulis encrasicolus (European anchovy)
Lineage: Eukaryota; Metazoa; Chordata; Actinopteri; Clupeiformes; Engraulidae
Product: protein NLRC3-like
Exons: 13
Coding region: 240-2600 (786 amino acids)
Biological process (GO): intracellular signal transduction
Source: RefSeq, a predicted model, not a curated record